AACGACCCAGUAGAUUUGACCAACCGCUAUAAACGGAUUUCUUUUUCUGCCACACAGAGAUUCCGCUGUAAACACAGAGUCAACGAGCAAAAUGCCAGCUCCUGCAAUGUCAGCACCUCACAAGCUUCAGUGUGGAAGUAUACAUGAAGCUGUAAGAGCAGGAAAUGUAGCAGAGUUAGAAAUGAUGGUGAAAAAUGGUGCUAGCGUAAAUGAAGUAGAAGACCGUGACAAGUUUACCCCUCUACACACUGCCUGCAAUGUUGGAUCCUUAGAGUGCCUGCAUUGGUUACUGUGGCACGGUGCUGAUGGGACCGUCACCACCCCCAGGGGAUGGACCCCUGCUCACAUCGCAGCCAUCAGGGGCCAGGAGGCCUGUAUUCAGGCAUUAUUGAAUAACAGCUGUAGCAUGAUUGUGAAAGAUUUACGUGGGAAUACUCCAGCACACCUGGCUGCAGCCCACGGGAACUCCUUCACACUCCACACAAUACUACGCAGUGGCAUUGAUGUUAGUGCCCAUGAUAAGAAUGGCUGGACGGCUCUCCACACAGCCUGUUAUCACGGUAGACUGGGCUGUGUACAGCUUUUGUACAAGUGGGGAGGCAAGACAGAUGAAGUAGACAAUGGAGGCAACACACCAGCUCACCUGGCUGCCAUGGAGGGUCAUCUACCCUGCCUGAAGUAUCUAGUUAGUGUUGGGGCAAGCCCCGAGGGCGUGCUAGGUGCGAGGAAUGACCAGGGGGAGACGCCACGCAACCUGGCACAGCAGUUCUAUAAGGAGAACAUCAUGACGUAUAUCGAUGGCAUUGAGUACGAGAGAGACCACCCAGAGCAACAGGAAAACUUGUCAUUCCCGGCCCACGUGGCAGCGUACAGUGGGGAUUUGGAGCACCUCAGGAUGCUGGUGGAGAAUGGCGUGGUCAACAUCAACGAGAGAGACGAGAAAGGAUCAACGCCUGCUCAUAAAGCUGCAGGUCAAGGUCAUAUCCAGGUUCUCCAGUGGCUCGUAGAGAUGGGAGCCAAUACGUCACUGACCAACAACCUCGGGGAAACGCCGAAAGAUGUGGCGCGACGAUUUGCUCAACUCGCCUGUGUCAAGAUCCUUGGGGGAGAUUCAGAUGACUCACAAAAGUCCAUGGGAAUCCUGGAGAACUUAUCUGAUGAGGAGACUGGCGAGGAAGGGGAGGGAACUGCGGAUGGACUCAGUCUCAGCAUCUCUGACAAGCAGAAGAAACUUGCCAAAGGAAGGGCUAAAAAGAGAAUUGAAGAAUUACAAAGACUGAUGGAAAUUGCUAAGAAGAACUUUUCUCAGCUCGGGGGUCGUCUGUUAGAAGACAAACAACGAGAGGCAGCUCUGCGUGAAAAGGACCAAACUAUUGAGGAGCUAGAAGCUCAGCUGGAUUACGAGCGUCUGAAGAGAGAGAGGCUGGAGGCUCAACUGGAUGACGCAAGGCGUGAAAUUGCUCACCUCAACGUGCAGAUUGAUAACCUAGCCCUAAGUGAUGUGGAAGAGGAAAUAGCUGUACCCAAACCACGCAGAAAGAAGACGUCGACAAAGAAAGGCAGCUCACGACGAGAUGAUGGUGUAUUCAUCAAGAGGAACUUUACUGUGCCUCUGAAGAAAGGCCAGAGAUACGUGUGAACAGUUGUCCUGAAUGAGAAAUUCGCGUCGUUUGUCGUGAAUGAGAAAUUCUCAUCAGUUGUCAUGCGUGAGAAAUUCUCAUCAAUUGUCAUUACCUUUAGAAUUGUGGCCAUUACCUUUAGAAUUGUGGCCAUUGUUGCUCAGAUCUGUAUGUAUCAAAAGUUAAGCGCACUCUCGACUCCUGUCUCAUUUUAUGUUGUGUUGUCAAUGACCUUGCAAAGUACACUUUUUGUGGGAGUUUCUUGGUCAUUCCGUUGUAAAGAUUUUCUUACAACAACUGGUCAGCAACAGUUGAAGGUUGAAAUGUAAGUACUGUUGGUUCAGUUGCUGCUGUGAGUCAGGAGUUGAGUCAGGUGUCGAGGCAGGUGUUGGGUGUCGGUGUCAGGUGUCAGGCAAAGAAGCAGUGUUGUUCUGUUAAUUAACAACAAAUACAGUCAAAUAAGUAAGUGAUGUUGUCAUACGCCUUUGUGAGAAAAGUACAACUGUAUACUUCCAGGUGAACAUAUGUAUUAGAAUGGCUUUUCACUCAGUGAACUUUUGUAUUGAUGAUGGCAAUUGUGUCAUGUCCGUUGUAGUCAAACAUAAAGUCUGUUUCAGACUUUUUUUUGAUCUCUGAAUUUGGGAAUUUAAAGCCAUCAAAUUUGCAUGAAAGCCGCACUAAGAGUGCAUUGGUUGAUGUAAUGACAACAGAGGUCAGUGCACUUGGAACUGUUACAGUAUAACAUUUGUGUAGACAGUAAACUACAUGUGCAUCUACAGUAUAAUGUUCUCCAUGAUUUUCCACUUGUGGAUCUCCAUGAGGCUUUUAGCGGUUCAGUACCAUUUACCUAGCCUUCAUCUGCUGUAAGUGUCCUCUGUGUCAGAGUGGUUAGUGUGCUAGCACAGCACAUGAAUCGAUAGCCUCUCACCGAUGUGGUUGCAGGGAGUUCAGAUCUAACUAAUGGGGGCUUUCUCUCUGGGUUCUAUCUGGGAAGGUCUGUCAGCUACCUGCGGAUGGUUGUGAGCAUCCCAGUUUCCUCCCACUAUAAUUCUCUCUGCCGUUGUAUAAUUAAACUAUUCUUGAGAAAGUUGAUAAACUCACAAACACCAGUAGCUCCUUUUUUUCAUUCAAAGCUGUAAAGACUUGAACAUAAAUAGCAAGCUGUUUAGCUUCUCACAGCCUAUUUCGUUCAAAUCAGGCGAUUUUCGAAGGUAUUGUAUCGUUACAAUCAGAUAUCAUUCGCUAAAUGUCUAUGUUUUUUUGUUUUAUCUUUUUAUUAUAGAAGCUUUCAGGUCAAAUUUAGCACACAUACAUGGUGGGUUUUUGCAUUGAUAUUUUUUCAUCAUUUAUGUGAGAAAUGUACAGGUAUCCUCGGACCUUGUGUUAUUUAGUUCAAGGUACUGUCACAUAGUUUAAACACAUAUAGGUUAUAAGGCAGGCCAAUUUAUUACCUUUUGGACUUACUGUUUUAUGAAUUUAAUUAACAUAUUUAUAUACAUAUGCAUACUGUGAUAUACAGUUUACCUUCAUUAUAUAAAUAUACACAUUUGAUGUUUAGCAAUGUGAACUAUAAUUGUUAAUAUGGAUAUAUUUAUGGUAUUUCAUUCUAAAUUGUAAAAUUUGUACAUUUUAAAAUGUUCGUGGAUUCCAAACAUACAGAUGUUUGUUUAUAAUGUUUGAGGAAUUUUUCACCCUCAAGACUGAUUUCAGACUUGUUUUUGAAAUCAUAGUAUAAUGUAGCACGGGGAAGAUCUAAAGACUUCAGUGCAUAUAAAAUUUGUUUUGGAAUUGGCGUCAGUUUCAGGUAGGACAUUUACUUAUAGAUGUAUCAGCAAUCAGUGUACUGUUUGUUUCUUUUUUUGUUUUGUUUUUUUUAAUUCUUUCAUUGCUAAUUAUAUUUUUACUUGUUGCCGUCCAAAUCAUUGUAUAAUCAGCUCAUUAAACGUGACCUGCAAAACUAUUUUCACUAUAUUUAAAGUUUUUUCUACAUAUUAAUAGACUGAACCCUUGAUCAAUGAACUGAGGUUCUUGUCACCAAGAGAAAAGGACAGAUAAACUCAUGUUGUGGUCAUUAAAAAUAUUAUAUGAACAUACUAAAUUUUUAUUUCUUUGUUUAUUUGAUCACUGUUUAACAUGCCAUAUUCCAGAAUAUAACACGUUUUUCAUAUGUUUUCAGGCCUCCGUGGCUCAGUUGGUUAGCGCACUAACGGAGCGUGAUGACCCAGGAGUCUCUCACCAAU
This is a messenger RNA of Liolophura sinensis, 3859 nucleotides long. RefSeq names its product ankyrin repeat domain-containing protein 42-like. The transcript has 12 exons. The coding region runs from base 92 to 1639 and encodes 515 amino acids. The record is from RefSeq and is a predicted model, not a curated record. Gene Ontology annotation, molecular function: protein binding. NCBI's taxonomy places the organism in Eukaryota, Metazoa, Mollusca, Polyplacophora, Chitonida, Chitonidae.